Molecule: messenger RNA, 5859 nt
Organism: Sapajus apella (tufted capuchin)
Lineage: Eukaryota; Metazoa; Chordata; Mammalia; Primates; Cebidae
Gene: LRRC8A
Product: leucine rich repeat containing 8 VRAC subunit A
Exons: 3
Coding region: 1769-4201 (810 amino acids)
Molecular function (GO): protein binding
Source: RefSeq, a predicted model, not a curated record
AAAAAAAUACACUGCCUUCCAGGCCCUUCUGCCCCCAGGGUCCAGACCCAACAAUGCCUUCUGGCCCUAAACCCAGAGCUGGGCCCACUUCCAGAGCUUCCUUAUAGUGGUACCUGUGAGACCAGAGGCAUCUGAGUGUGGCCUGAUGGGGUUCCCUGUAGAGCCCCGCUUUCCGUGUACCCCUAAGGCAAAGAGGAUGUUAUCUCAAGAAGUAUCUUCAAGGAUCUGGGUCCCAGGGGGUUCCAGGGGGCCCACUUGCCUUUGAGGCAGGUUGGCACAAUGGAAAGUCAAGCUUGGAGUGCAUCUUCCCAGCCCUUUCUAGCUGUGUGGCCUUGGGCAGGUUACUGAAUUUCUCUGGGCCUCAGACAUCAUACCCAUAAAAGAACUGAUAAAUUCUACCAUGAUAAUAACGUUCCAGAGCCUUACUGUGUGACAGGCAUUAGUCCAAAAGCUUUACGUGGACUGCCUCAUUCUGUCCUCAUCACAAUCCUCCGAGGAAUAGACUCUUCAGUCCAUUUUACAGAUGAGGAAACCAGGGCCCAGUGAGGUGAAGGGACUUUCCCACGGUCUCAUGGUGGUGGGGUGGGUGCCACCUUGCUGGUUUGCGUGAAGGUUGGGAGAUGGGGCAAGGACGUGCUGGGCACUUAGUUGACGUUCAGUAACUGGGUGCUCCUGCUUCAGCCUAGCAGGGCGAGGGCAGGUCCUGAGGCUGCACCUCCAGCCCUACCUGCUGCCUCUCUCUGCUUGGCUCUGGAGCUGCUGGGGGAAGCCCAGGUGGGUGUUCCUCGCCUGUUGCCCUUCUCCCUAGAAGGCAGGCCAUGCCCUUUCGAGUUGGGGUGAGGACGAACCUCUUGUUUCUUUUUUUUUUUUCUUUUUUUCUUUUUUUGUUUUUUAAUCACUUAGGCACAUAUUCAUCAGGUUGAGGACGAACCUGUUUGGGAGCCCAGCCCAGGUGAGAUCAGUUUGGAACUGACCCAUGCUCCCCUCCCGCUCCAUCCCUGGCGCCCCCUCUUUUCCUCUCCCCAGGAAGUGAGGGUGUGUCCCAAGGCGGGCAGCACCCCCAGCCGGCAGCCUCUGACUCACCCCAGCUGGGUGUGGGGGCCUCCAGGGCAGUGCCCGCCCUGGGGAGAGUGGAGGCUGUGUGUGCCAGACAAGGCUGAGACCUCUCCUCCCCCUCCAGCUCUGGGACAGAGGAAGCACACGACCCAUGGACUGUGCUUGGAUUCACAGGCUUGGAACCCUCCAGGGACAGGGCCUGUCGAGAGUGGCCCCUUCCUGUUCCCUGGGAGAGCACUGGAGGCCAGCCUUCCCAUCCCUGGUACAGGAGGGGUGCCAGCCACCCGCCUCCCCUCCUGCCUGGGAAGUUUUCCCGGCUUGGCCUUGUUUGUGCUUUCACAAAAGGCUCUCUGUGCCCUGUUUACCCGCAGCCCGCCUGCCUGCCGCCCAGGUGUGGAAGCCACGCCAAGUCCCUGAGGGCCCACAUGGGGUCUGGAGCGUGCUGGGGGUCUCCCUCUGGGACAGACUGGGCAGCUUGUCAUUUCUUGACUCCCUUCCCUGUCUGUGAGAAACAUCCAGUGGAUGUGGACUGGGGCUGAACCUAAGGACUAGCUCUGAAAGCAGAUGGCCCACUCUGCCAUCCUGGGGUCCUGGGAGGGUCUCCAGGUGUUCGAGGUUCUUCGAGUCCCAGGGAUCCUGGGGGGUCUCUGAGUGGUCUGGCCCUGCUCAGAGACAGUGGUGCUUGAGGCUCGGCCCUCACCCAGGUUAAACCAUGAUUCCGGUGACGGAGCUCCGCUACUUUGCGGACACGCAACCAGCAUACCGGAUCCUGAAGCCGUGGUGGGAUGUGUUCACAGACUACAUCUCUAUUGUCAUGCUGAUGAUCGCCGUCUUCGGGGGGACACUGCAGGUCACCCAAGACAAGAUGAUCUGCCUGCCUUGUAAGUGGGUCACCAAGGACUCCUGCAAUGACUCGUUCCGGGGCUGGGCAGCCCCUGGCCCGGAGCCCACCUUCCCGAACUCCACCAUUCUACCGACCCCUGACACGGGCCCCACAGGCAUCAAGUAUGACCUGGACCGGCACCAGUACAACUAUGUGGACGCCGUGUGCUACGAGAACCGGCUGCACUGGUUCGCCAAGUACUUCCCCUACCUGGUACUCCUGCACACGCUCAUCUUCCUGGCCUGCAGCAACUUCUGGUUCAAAUUCCCACGCACCAGCUCGAAGCUGGAGCACUUUGUGUCUAUCCUGCUGAAGUGCUUCGACUCACCCUGGACCACAAGGGCUCUGUCGGAGACGGUGGUGGAGGAGAGCGACCCCAAGCCGGCCUUCAGCAAGAUGAAUGGCUCCAUGGACAAGAAGUCCUCGACCGUCAGUGAGGAUGUGGAGGCCACCGUGCCCAUGCUGCAGCGGACCAAGUCACGGAUCGAGCAGGGCAUCGUGGACCGCUCGGAGACGGGCGUGCUGGACAAGAAGGAGGGGGAGCAGGCCAAGGCGCUGUUUGAGAAGGUGAAGAAGUUCCGGACCCACGUGGAAGAGGGGGACAUUGUGUACCGCCUCUACAUGCGGCAGACCAUCAUCAAGGUGAUCAAAUUCAUCCUCAUCAUCUGCUACACCGUCUACUACGUGCACAACAUCAAGUUCGACGUGGACUGCACCGUGGACAUUGAGAGCCUGACAGGCUACCGUACCUACCGCUGUGCCCACCCCCUGGCCACGCUCUUCAAGAUCCUGGCAUCCUUCUACAUCAGCCUGGUCAUCUUCUAUGGCCUCAUCUGCAUGUAUACGCUGUGGUGGAUGCUGCGGCGCUCCCUCAAGAAGUACUCGUUCGAGUCGAUCCGCGAGGAGAGCAGCUACAGCGACAUCCCCGAUGUCAAGAACGACUUCGCCUUCAUGCUGCACCUCAUCGACCAGUACGACCCGCUCUACUCCAAGCGCUUCGCCGUCUUCUUGUCGGAGGUGAGUGAGAACAAGCUGCGGCAGCUGAACCUCAACAACGAGUGGACGCUGGACAAGCUCCGGCAGCGGCUCACCAAGAACGCACAGGACAAGCUGGAGCUGCACCUGUUCAUGCUCAGUGGCAUCCCCGACACCGUGUUUGACCUGGUGGAGCUGGAGGUCCUGAAGCUGGAGCUGAUCCCCGAUGUGACCAUCCCACCCAGCAUCGCCCAGCUCACAGGCCUCAAGGAGCUGUGGCUCUAUCACACAGCGGCCAAGAUUGAGGCACCCGCACUAGCCUUCCUGCGCGAGAACCUGCGGGCGCUGCACAUCAAGUUCACUGACAUCAAGGAGAUCCCGCUGUGGAUCUACAGCCUGAAGACGCUGGAGGAGCUGCACCUGACGGGCAACCUGAGCGCGGAGAACAACCGCUACAUCGUCAUCGACGGGCUGCGGGAGCUCAAACGCCUCAAGGUCCUGCGGCUCAAGAGCAACCUGAGCAAGCUGCCGCAGGUGGUCACAGAUGUGGGCGUGCACCUGCAGAAGCUGUCCAUCAACAAUGAGGGCACCAAGCUCAUCGUCCUCAACAGCCUCAAGAAGAUGGCGAACCUUACUGAGCUGGAGCUGAUCCGCUGUGACCUGGAGCGCAUCCCACACUCCAUCUUCAGCCUUCACAACCUGCAGGAGAUCGACCUCAAGGACAACAACCUCAAGACCAUCGAGGAGAUCAUCAGCUUCCAGCACCUGCACCGCCUCACCUGCCUUAAGCUGUGGUAUAACCACAUCGCCUACAUCCCCAUCCAGAUCGGCAACCUCACCAACCUGGAGCGCCUCUACCUGAACCGCAACAAGAUCGAGAAAAUCCCCACCCAGCUCUUCUACUGCCGCAAGCUGCGCUACCUGGACCUCAGCCACAACAACCUGACCUUCCUCCCCGCCGACAUCGGCCUCCUGCAGAACCUCCAGAACCUGGCCAUCACGGCCAACCGGAUCGAGAUGCUCCCUCCGGAACUCUUCCAGUGCCGAAAGCUGCGGGCCCUACACCUGGGCAACAACGUGCUGCAGUCACUGCCCUCGAGGGUGGGUGAGCUGACCAACCUGACGCAGAUCGAGCUGCGGGGCAACCGGCUGGAGUGCCUGCCCGUGGAGCUGGGCGAGUGCCCACUGCUCAAGCGCAGCGGCCUGGUGGUGGAGGAGGACCUGUUCAACACGCUGCCGCCUGAGGUGAAAGAGCGGCUCUGGAGGGCUGACAAGGAGCAGGCCUGAGCGCGGCCGGCCCAGCACAGCCAGCAGCGGGACCGCCAGCCAGUCCUCAGGCCCAGAGGGCCAGGCCCAGCUUCUCCCAGGGCUCCCGACAGCCAGGCCAGCCUUGCAGCCGGGCAGGAGCCCGGGGCCGGUUGUGAGUCGGGCCAGAGUGAGAGGACAGUAUCUGCGGGGCUGGCCCUUUUCUCCCUGAGACUCACGCCCCCCGGGGCAAGCGGCUGUGGAGGAAAGCAAGUCUCAGUGCAGUAUUUGGAUAAUCAGGGUCUCCUCCCUGGAGGCCGUCUCUGCUCCAGGGGCUGAGUUGCCCAGAGGUCCUGGGACCCUCACUUUAGUUCUUGGUAUUUAUUUUUCUCCGCCUCCUGCCUCCUUCAUCCAGUUAACUUAUACAUUCCCAAGAAAGUUCAGCCCAGAUAGAAGGUGUUCAAGGAAGGGUGGGCUGCGUUUUCCCUUGUCCUUAUUUAGCGAUGCCACCAGGCAUUUAGUGCCCACCCAAACUGAGCAGAGUGGUCCGGGGCAAACCAGCCGUGGGGCGGUCACCCAGAGGGGCCGGGCUGAGCUCUGGCAGUGCGGUCCGUGGGAAAGCAGGCCUCCAGCUGGAAAGGCCAGGCCUGGGGCUUGCCUCUUCAGUUUUUGUGGCAGUUUUAGAUUUUUUUUUUUUAAUCAAAAAACAAUUUUUUUAAAAAAAGCUUUGAAAAUGGAUGGUUUGGGUAUUAAAAAGAAAAAAACACUUAAAAAAAAAAAAAAAAAAAAAACACUAAUGGCCAGUGAGUUGGAGUCUCAGGGUGGGGUGGCAGUUUUUCUUGAGCAAUGCAGCCAGACGUUGAAUUGUGUUUCCUUUCCCUGGGGCGCAGGGUGCAGAGUGUCUUCCGAAUCUCAUGUGACCUUGGUCCAGGGGUUCUGUUUGUUCCUGGGGCAGGGAGGGUUUUUUUUGUUUGUUUUUUGGGUUUUUUUGGUGUCUUGUUUUCUUUCUCCUCCAUGUGUCUUGGCAGGCACUCAUUGCUGUGGCUGUCAGCCAAAGGGAAUGUUCUGGAGCUGCCAAGGAGGGAGGAGACUCGGGUUGGCUAAUCCCUGGAUGAACGGUGCUCCAUUCCCACCUCCCCUCCUCGAGCCUGCCCUGCCUCUCCACGCAGAGUGUUAAGGAGCCACUUUACCCAGACUCUGUUUCCCCACCUCCUGUGGCAUGGGUGUGCCCAGUGCCGCUGCUGGCCUCCGCUGCUUCCAUCAGCCCUGUCGCCACCUGGUCCUUCAUGAAGAGCAGACACUUAGAGGCCGGUCGGGCACGGGGAGGUCACCCCUGGGAGUAUAGGCUCCCUGACUUUGGUUCCAAGCCAGUUUCCGUCCCCGGCGCCUGGAGUGCACACAGCCCAGUCUGCGCCUGGUGGCAGGAAGCCACCCUGCUUUAGAUCAAUCACUCGGGUCCCCACCUUAGAAGGGUCCCUGCCUUAGAUCAAUCACGUGGACACUAAGGCACGUUUUAGCGUCUCUUGUCUUAAUGAUUAUGUCCGUCCGUCUGUCCAUUGCGUUUUCUGCGUCAUGUCAUUGGGUAUAAUCCUCAGAAAUAAUGCACACUAGCCUCUGACAACCGUGAAGCAAUCCGUUACACGUGGGUCUGAACUUGUAGACUCGGUUUCCAGUAUCAAAUAAAUCUAUAACAGAAAGUG